GAAGUGGGCGUACCUCACGGAAACUGGCUUUGGCCCUGCGGCUGCUGCCGUCGCGGCGGAGAAACUGUUGGAGCUGGCAGCCUAGGAAUGAAUCUCCUCCCAGCCUCUAAGCUCACCUGGUCAGAAUCCUUGGAUGAGCCUGUGGGACCCUUCCUCCUAGCCCUGUGGUUUGGAACCGGUGGCUUUGGGACUGUAAGAGGAUGGACAAAGAUUCUCAGGGGCUACUAGAUUCAUCCCUGAUGGCAUCAGGCACUGCCAGCCGCUCAGAGGAUGAAGAGUCGCUGGCAGGGCAGAAGCGAGCCUCCUCACAGGCCUUGGGCACCAUCCCUAAACGGAGAAGCUCCUCCAGGUUUAUCAAGAGGAAGAAGUUUGAUGAUGAACUGGUGGAGAGCAGCCUGGCCAAGUCCUCUACGCGGGCAAAGGGGGCCAGUGGGGUGGAACCAGGGCGCUGUUCUGGAAGUGAACCCUCCUCUAGUGAGAAGAAGAAGGUGUCCAAGGCCCCCAGCACUCCUGUGCCGCCCAGCCCAGCCCCCACUCCUGGAAUCACCAAGCGAGUAAAAAAGAGCAAACAGCCACUUCAGGUGACCAAGGAUCUGGGCCGCUGGAAGCCUGCUGAUGACCUCCUGCUCAUCAACGCUGUGUUGCAGACCAAUGACCUGACGUCAGUCCACCUGGGUGUGAAGUUCAGCUGCCGCUUCACCCUUCGGGAAGUCCAGGAGCGCUGGUACGCCCUGCUCUACGAUCCUGUCAUCUCCAAGCUGGCCUGCCAGGCCAUGAGGCAGCUGCACCCAGAGGCCAUUGCUGCCAUCCAGAGCAAGGCCCUGUUCAGCAAGGCUGAGGAACAGCUGCUCAGCAAAGUGGGAUCGACCAGCCAGCCCACCUUGGAGACCUUCCAGGACCUGCUGCACAGACACCCUGAUGCCUUCUACCUGGCCCGUACUGCCAAGGCUCUGCAGGCCCACUGGCAGCUCAUGAAGCAGUAUUACUUGCUGGAGGACCAGACAGUGCAGCCGCUGCCCAAGGGGGACCAGGUGCUGAACUUCUCCGAUGCAGAGGACCUGAUUGAUGACAGUAAGCUCAAGGACAUGCGAGAUGAGGUCCUGGAACAUGAGCUGACAGUGGCUGACCGGCGCCAGAAGCGAGAGAUUCGUCAGCUGGAACAGGAAUUGCACAAGUGGCAGGUGCUCGUAGAUAGCAUCACAGGCAUGAGCUCUCCGGACUUCGACAACCAGACGCUGGCAGUGCUACGGGGCCGCAUGGUGCGGUACCUGAUGCGCUCGAGAGAGAUCACCCUGGGGAGGGCAACCAAGGAUAACCAGAUUGACGUGGACCUGUCUCUGGAGGGUCCAGCUUGGAAGAUCUCCCGGAAGCAAGGUGUCAUCAAACUGAAAAACAACGGUGAUUUCUUCAUUGCCAAUGAAGGUCGGCGGCCCAUCUAUAUCGACGGCCGGCCGGUGCUGUGUGGCUCCAAAUGGCGCCUCAGCAAUAACUCCGUGGUGGAGAUUGCCAGCCUGCGAUUCGUCUUCCUCAUCAACCAGGACCUCAUUGCCCUUAUCCGGGCUGAGGCUGCCAAGAUCACCCCACAGUGAGGCGUGGUGGCAGGACCCAUGGGCUUUCUGGCCUCAGUUUCGCCUGCCAUUCCAGCUCCCUACCUAGAGCUGGGAACUCGGGCUCCUGGAAAAACCAGUGGGUAGCGAGAGACCAAUGACAGCCCACUGAUCUGAGCCUUUGCCGGGGUGGGGCGGGGGAGAGGGUACGGGGCUGGCCCUCAGGAACCCCUAGGGGCUGGGACUCUGCAGCUCCCUUAGAGCCAGAGCCCCUCCCCUUCUCUCAGCAGACCACCUCCCCUCUCCCUGGACUCCUAAUCCCUGUGUCUCCAGCUGAUUAGCUUCAGACUUUUACUGUAUUACUUUUCUUUUGUAAGUAAAAAGCACUGAGUUCCAAA
Myotis davidii is the source of this 1945-nucleotide messenger RNA. It is a transcript of the gene MCRS1, whose product is annotated as microspherule protein 1. Gene Ontology annotation, molecular function: protein binding; G-quadruplex RNA binding. The coding region runs from base 201 to 1589 and encodes 462 amino acids. Gene Ontology annotation, biological process: positive regulation of transcription by RNA polymerase II. Gene Ontology annotation, cellular component: NSL complex; MLL1 complex; Ino80 complex. Lineage: Eukaryota; Metazoa; Chordata; Mammalia; Chiroptera; Vespertilionidae. The record is from RefSeq and is a predicted model, not a curated record. The transcript is spliced from 15 exons.